AUGCUGCGAGAAAUACGACAGGCGUUCCGGGUGAUUAUGCUAAUGAGCAGGCAAAGAAAACAACGUGGUUUAAAGGCCUCUGGGGGGCUUUUGGUGCUUCUGUGGACUGACACGGGGUCUCAAAGGUUAAACUGCACUGUUGCAGCUGCUGGUCCUUGGUGUGCAGGAGUUAAAGUGAAAGCACUUCAUCCUGAUUUGAAGAACAGCCUGCAUUCUCAUGUGUGGCCGUGUCCUGAGCUGGACCCUGAAGAACUGAGUGUCUUUUUAGAUCUGUAUGGGGUGCUCAGAUUACUACAGACUUUUCAGAUGAAAGAUGCAGGCUGUUGUGUGUCAAAGUGGCAAUCUCACAUUGAGGCAUUUCUUCGGACUUUCAGUUUGACUAAUGCAGGGAUAAAGAUUCAUCUCAAAUUCAGAUUUGCUCAGCAGACUGUAAAACAUGAUCUCAGAGCCAAAAUCAAGAGUAAAGUUGCACAGGCAGACCAGCUGCCUCUGAUCUUGGAUGUCACUUGUUCUGCACGGCCUUCGUGGUGUGUUAGGAAAGGAUGUUGGUGUCAGGGAGGACAUCCUGUUGUUGGAGGAAGGUUGCCACUCAGCAUCCCACCACAAGUCAUGGAUCAAGGCCUGUUCGGGGAGCUCAGUGUCCAGUUUGUUACACUCCUGAGGCCGUGUGUGCUGCAGUACCCCAACCUGCUCACAGAGCUGACACGCAUACAUGUGUUAACAUACAGCCCCAGUAAUAUUCCUGUGCCAGGUCCAUUUAACUUCUUCAAAGGCCUUCCUGCUGCUCUGGACUGUCAACAGCUGGGUCUGGACAGAAUCUACUGCUCCUCAUUCAAAGAUUUUGUGCACAGCGGUGACAUUGUGUACUCUGUGGAGCAAGAAAACUGGGAGGAUCCUGAGCAGACACCAAGUCAUGUCCCGGUGCAGCAGAGUCUCCUACUCUUCCUCUUCUUACAACAUAGUGACCCCUUCACCUCUGAGGUCACUGAUAUUAUUGCUGCUGAGAUGUUGUUAGAGCACCACCUGGAGGACAUUCUGUGUAACAACAGGCAGGCCAUCUCCUCAUCUCUGCAGGCUGAACUCUGCAACACUCUGAAAGCAAGAAAUCACAGAAAAAGGCAACAAGAAAAGCUGCAGUCGGCUGCAGACGUGAUUCUCUUUUCCACCAUCAGUAUUGUGAGCAGCAGCAGUAACAAGGACUUCAGAAAUGCCUGUCUGAACCGCAUGAAGGUGCACGACACUCAUGCGUUGUCUGUCUCUCUUCGAGACUCUCUGUGGAGGGUGACUUCAUGGAAAUUUGUCCACAGUGGAAAGUGCUAUUCCUCUGAGGUUACUGCGGUAUUUGUUUUCCACCACACAUUGAUAUGCAUCUGUUUUUCAGCUUAA
Molecule: messenger RNA, 1386 nt
Organism: Nematolebias whitei (Rio pearlfish)
Lineage: Eukaryota; Metazoa; Chordata; Actinopteri; Cyprinodontiformes; Rivulidae
Gene: top6bl
Product: DUF4554 domain-containing protein
Exons: 13
Coding region: 1-1386 (461 amino acids)
Biological process (GO): meiotic DNA double-strand break formation
Source: RefSeq, a predicted model, not a curated record